Messenger RNA from Penaeus indicus, 2731 nucleotides. It is a transcript of the gene Rfk, whose product is annotated as riboflavin kinase-like. NCBI's taxonomy places the organism in Eukaryota, Metazoa, Arthropoda, Malacostraca, Decapoda, Penaeidae. The record is from RefSeq and is a predicted model, not a curated record. Gene Ontology annotation, biological process: FMN biosynthetic process; riboflavin biosynthetic process. The coding region runs from base 33 to 617 and encodes 194 amino acids. Gene Ontology annotation, molecular function: riboflavin kinase activity. The transcript is spliced from 4 exons. Gene Ontology annotation, cellular component: mitochondrion.
CGAACCUGCAGACGACAGCCCUCAGUGUCGCCAUGGCUGCCUUGAGGAGAGGUCUACCGCACUUCGCUGUCGGGUGCGUCGUCAAAGGCUUCGGGAGAGGCUCGAAGGAACUUGGAAUUCCUACAGCCAAUUUUCCCGAGCAUGUGGUAGAGAAACUGCCAGAGGAGAUCAGCACCGGCAUCUACUUCGGGUGGGCAAAAGUUGACAACGGACCUACCCUUAAGAUGGUUAUGAGCAUCGGAUGGAACCCUUACUAUAACAACAAAAAGAAAUCAAUGGAGAUUUACAUCUUCCAGGAAACGCACAUCAUGCACGUCUUCGAGAACGACUUCUAUGGAUCUGAGCUGAAAGUGGUCAUGCUGGGAUAUAUUCGCCCAGAGGAAAAUUAUAAUUCUCUCGAUGAACUAAUAAAAGCAAUCAAAAAUGACAUAGCUGAAGCAGACAGACAGCUCUCUCUUCCAGAACAUCUAGUGUACAAGGACCAUGCCUUCUUCACAGGGAAGCCAGUCCCACAAACUAAUGGAUCUAUAAGUAAUGGAAUUAUUGCCAAUGGAAAAGUGAAUGGGCAUGGAGAGACAGAAAAUCAAGUCAACGGCAAUGGCAAUCACACUGGCUGAAAAUCUCAUAAUGUGUCUGUAAUGUGGAAAGGCCUCAUUCAAGAGUGUAUUUUCUGGGCCAAAAUGCCAACUUCCCGAGCCAUGCCAAAUUUAGGUCUUGAAUUGCAGCUAGGGUUUGGUUUAUUGAAUGCUUCAUUUUGAAUUUACUGGAGUAAAUAUUGACUAUAUAAAGUUUAGUAUUUCAAGUUGAAUAUUUAAGAAUUGAAUAGGUUUGUGUUUUUUAAUAUUUUUACGUUGUGGAGUAGUUUGGUCUUUAAGCUCAAAACCACUUGAUCUGAAUGAUGUAUUAUGAAGGAAUGUGAAAGGAGUGUUGAUAAAAGGAAAUAUUUAAUCACUUUUGUAUUCUAUCUUGUUACUUUCAUUCUCUGCUUUGUGCAAGCUUUCAUUUAUAAUUAAUUUUGCUUUUUAAUUUUGAUUGAUUUCAAGUUUGAAAACAGUUUACAGAUAUUAUAUUAUCAUGACAUUAACAGUAUUAUUUUUUUGCUGACAGGGAAUAGAGCAACUUGAUUGUUUGUUUACUUUGUCUCCUUUUCUUAUUAUUUAUUAUUUCUUUUGAGCUUUAUGAAAGACACCAUUCUGAAGUCUUGUAAUUUUUCUGUGAUUAGUCUGGCCCAGAAUCAGAGCAUAGUAGUAAUAGCAAUAAGAAGUGUAUGUUUUGAUAUGAUAAAGUAUUUAAUGUAAAGUUCAAUAUAUAAGAAGUGAUAACAGUUAUAAUGCAUAUGUGAUAACCUGGAAAGGUAUUAUGCACUUGGGUGGGCUUUGAUAUCAGGAUCAUUAAGUUGUCCAUUAAACUCACUUGCACUUAACAGUCAACUUUUGGAAUCAUAUUUGAAUAUAUUUUUUCCCAAAUUUAUUGUGUGGUGAUAACCAGGAAAAGUCAGGUGGCUCCAUUGAGUGAAGAGUCAGUGGUAUUAUUGUUUUAUACACAAAGUUGCAUGCAGCCAGCAGUCUCACCCAAAGGUACUUUUUUCUGGAAAGUGAAUUUCUAUUAAUGAGAGUAAUUUCAAUUGAGUACGUUGAGUUUGACUGAUUCUGUCUGGCUUCCCAGCUGUUAUUUGUUUUUGAAAUACAGUUAUUAGUAUGUAUUCUUGGUCCUUUAGGUAAUUUGACUGUGUGUAAUAUACUUCUGUCCUUGAAAAGUUCAUGACAUUUGAUUCAUCAUUCCAGAAGAAGUGUUUUAUGAUAUGAUUUGACUUUUGGUUGUUUUUUAUUUGUAUUUCUUUUGAUAUUGAACUUGUUUAUGAAGUUAACCAUUACCAGUCCAGUUAAUUUAAGAGUAACACUAAAUUACUGGAUUUCAGUGAGUUUGUGCUGACAGUGGUAGUAGUUGAUUAUCCUCUAUUUCCUUGGUUCUUUGCACAUGAUCAUAUAAUCAUACAUAACCUAUAUGUAGACUCUCUGUAACCAUUUUAGCCUGGAUUGUAGUAUAUCAGUUAUGAAAGGUUUUAUCAUUCAGCCAAGUGCAAACCUUAGCAGGCAUAUGGUAGACAUGUCUCAUUACAAAGGAUUGAUGUGAAUUGGAUACUUUAAGGGAGUUACUCUCUUAGUAAGCAUGACAUAAAAUAUUGUUGAUGGUAUAUUAUAGCAGCAAUAUUAUUAUCAAGACAGUGUACAUGAGACGGUGAAGUACUUUGGUUUGUGUAUAGUAUAGUUUAGCAAGGUAUGUCCACAGUUUGUAGAGUGAGGAAAGAUUUGGGAAGACCCUUCUAAAGUAAAGGAUGUUUUGUUUUGUUUUAUAUUCAGGAAGUGAUUGUUUUUUUUUUAUAGCACCAUGGUUUUAUGUGUUUUUCAUUUGUUAAUUAGUUUUUAAAUGUUCUUUUACCACUGUAGAGGCACAUUUAUGGAAAAGACAUCUAUUGGUUUCAUAAAACCUGAAAUGAUAAUAUAUAUGUACAUAUAUAUUAAUAGACUUGAUGUGCAAUUUGGAAUUAGGUGCAAUCAACAUUUACUUAGUCAACAUAUAUGUAUCAUAUCACAGCUGUUGGCAUCCAUUAUUAGAAGCCUUGUCGUUGUUAUAAAAUAUGGGUGAUGCUCUCAACCAGGGCUGUGUAACCACCCUGUAUACUGAAAAUUGUAGUUGUUUUAUAGUAAAGGAUUAAAUAUUUUAUUACAGA